AUGAUCAGGCCAGGAUUUUCCAUGCGGUCUAGAGAUCUAGUUGACGCUUGGAAGGAGUACACUGAUAUCCUUGAGAGAGAGAACGUGGCCAUCUUUUUUGCCUAUAGCAGGGAAGGACUUUUUAUACUUCCUGCCACAGUUGAGGAUGAAGAAAGUUUGAAUUUUGAAAAAGGAUUCUUUGUUUAUGUCUUAGAAAAUGAUUUUUUGACAGGAGUAGACUCGGUAGUAGAAGACUCGUCUAAAAGAAAGGAGACAGAGGUUGUAGGAGGAUCAUCUGCUGCAGACAAAGCAGAACCCUCCUUAGAAGAGAAGACAAUUCCUUCAUCAAUCACAAAUGUUCCGAAUGAAAUGUUAGGUGGUGAUGUCAGCCGCGUGGAAACUGAAUCAAGGUUAGGAUUGGAUGUCCCUGCUAGAACAUCCUUGAGUCCUUCCAAGUUCUUUGCUGGUGUGCAGGAUGAAGAACAAGGCCAGGCUCAAGCGAGAAAUAAGGCAGAAAGAAAAAGAAAGAACCCAGACGAAGGGGCUUCGUCAGAUGAAGACGGUGAAAGUAGGGGGUCCAUUGCUCCUCCCGUCUUUUCCGGCAAAUGCUAUGUUCAACUAUGCCCACCCACCUCGACAAGCCCGGAACUCCAGUCAAUAAAUGAACGGAGGGAUGAACUGGAUUUGAAUACAAGAGAAGUGAAACCUCCUGCCAUAAGGAAGGGGAGAUCCGUAGUAAGAGCUCCCUCUCCACCUGCUUUCGGCACCUUGCUAUUCUUUCAGGAAAACUCCUAAAGUUACGUCUUUCAGUACUGGGACUCAAGUCAAGUAGUUGAGAUAAGCUGUUUGCUUUUUGUCAGGUGCCCUUAAUGAAGUUCCUUUUGUCCUAUAGAUUCGUUCUAAAGGUCAGUGGUUCAAGUCAAUAAGCGAGGAGGCCCUUCUCACUCAAGCUCAAGCAUUUACUUUUC
Ilex paraguariensis (yerba mate) is the source of this 947-nucleotide messenger RNA. The record is from the annotation of a GenBank genome assembly. Lineage: Eukaryota; Viridiplantae; Streptophyta; Magnoliopsida; Aquifoliales; Aquifoliaceae.